Molecule: messenger RNA, 561 nt
Organism: Durio zibethinus
Lineage: Eukaryota; Viridiplantae; Streptophyta; Magnoliopsida; Malvales; Malvaceae
Product: vacuolar protein sorting 38-like
Biological process (GO): SNARE complex assembly
Cellular component (GO): lytic vacuole; endosome
Molecular function (GO): SNARE binding
Source: RefSeq, a predicted model, not a curated record
AUGAAAAGGCAAACAAGUCCAACUCUAAGACACAACAAGCUAAUACAAAUAAAAAAGGAAAUAUUUGGGAAUUCUUCUGUAUCUAAGCCCAUUAACCAAGUAUCCUUGAUGAUUUUAGGUCUGAAUCUCACCAUGCUUCCUUUUACAAAGAUGAGUUUUUUCACUGGCAAAAAGGAGGUUCAGAGAUCUGCAACUGCCUUAGGAUAUGUUGCACAUGCUGUUUCACUAAUUGCAUCCUAUUUACAAGUUCCCUUACGUUAUCCUCUGCACUUGGGUGGUUCUCACUCAUACAUUAACAACCAUGCGCCUUCAGUAGAGCCUACAUCUUCUGAUUUGUCAUGGAAUACAUCACUUUCUGCAAAUGUAAAGCCUGCAGAAUUUCCAUUGUUUUUAGAAGGUCAAGACACAACAAAAGCAGCAUAUGCAGUAUUCUUGUUGAACAAGAAUAUAGAGCAACUUUUGAAUUUCAUCGGCAUCAAGAGCUUAGGACCGCGACAUGUGCUCGCAAAUUUGAAGGAGCUUAUGAGGACUGUCCAAUCUUCAGAAUUUAUGAAUUCAUGA